AUGGAUCACGACCAAGAUGGAGACUUCUCCACAGAUGAAAUAGAUCAAGAUCAACGAAAUUCAAAAAUCGGUAUCAAGAAGGAAGGUGGAAAGGGUGAUAAGAAAGGUGUUAUCAACAGAGUGAAUAGGGCUUGUAAUAACUGUAGGAGAAUGAAAAUGCGUUGUGUGGGUGCAGAUGAUCCCCCUUGCAAAAGAUGUCGAAAUGGUGGAUUAGAAUGUGUAAUGGAAAAACCUGGAAGGGCAGGAGGAAGUGAUGGGAACGUAGGCGAAGACCGAAUACGAUCACUCGAAAGUCAAGUUUCAGCCAUUCAAAAUACGUUAACCGAUUUGGUGACUACACUUCGAGCAGGAAUGUCAUCUGGUGCUUCGAAUGCUUCAGCUCCAACUCCUGUAAAUGUUACUACUACCUCUCCAGAAUACGCUUCUUCUGUUGGUGCCAUAUCGUUACCUCCUUCCACAUUACACUCACUCAUGGCUCCUCCAACUGCUUCACCAACCAUGAACCCAGCGGCCAUUGACUCAACCAACCUCUUUAACCGUACUCCCGUGUCGAGUGGUAUAUCUACGCACAGUCAACCAAAUAUUUUCUCGCAUACACCAUCAACGCAGACUCCGUCUUUCUUACCUCAAACCACCAACUCAGCCGGACCUUUCAAUCCAUAUCAGAUGAAUUCGUCUAAUACUACUUUCACAGUGUCACCUCAUGAGAGUGCUCUCGCCCCUCAACACGCUCGUAGACCCGUUAUCGAGAAUUCGAGACGGCAGACCGUUCCCGUUGGUUUCCAGGCUGCAGGGACUCAGUGGACAUCCCCUCAUCUUGCAGAAUUAGAACCUCCAACACGACACAUGUCUCUUCCUCCUUCUCGAGCUGGCUCGAUGGGACCUGAAGAUAUUUUAGGUCCCAAUGAAAUCAUUAAUCCUUUAGGGGAAAUGUCCAACAUGGCUGGACUAGUAGAAGCUGCUGUAAAAAGAGCCAGAGAAGAGCAGGCCAAUAGCACAAGUACUAAUGGUGGUACACCAAUAAAGCGAUCUGCAAGCGAGAUGGAAAGAUCUUCGUCGGGCAAUGAGGAUAGCAAGACAGGACCCAAAAGAGCUCGACACGUUGCCACACAUCCUGUUGCAUCAGGACCUGUCAUAUAUGAAAAUCAAAACCUUCCACCUCUACCUGUUGGACCCGGUUUCAAGGCUGGUCCAAAAAGACAGCAUGUUCACGCUUUCUCCGAUGCCGUUGCUGAAGGGCUUGUUUCUGAGGAAGAGGGUAAAGAAAUGAUAAACAUCUAUUACCAAGGUUCAUCAAACUUCAUACCCUGCUUUGACCCUAAACAUGAUACCUGGGAUUCCCUCCGUGUACGAUCACCGUUCGCUCUCACCACAAUGAUAUUCGUUGGCGCUCGAGUACGGGAUGGGGGUGGCCCUCACAGUCCCACGCAAACUCUCUGCCGCGCGCAUGCCGAAAAGAUAGCCGUCAACACGCUCUUCCACCCGGUCCAGCGUAUCGAGGCAGUCCAAAGCAUGAUUCUCUUGUCAGCCUUCCGCGAUAGUGGAUGGCUUCCAGGUGGUCACGCCGUACGAAUGGCCGUGGACAUGGGUAUCAAUCGAUCUUUCCUUCACCUACUCAGGACCGGUAUGGGGAAACAGAAACCUGAAGCUAAUAUGGAGGAAGAACGAGCUUUGGUCAUUCAAUCGAGAGUCUGGUUGUGUCUUUACUUGAUGGAACAUCAAAUGGCGUAUGGCACUGGACGACCUGCGAUCAUCCGCGAAGAUGAAACCAUUCACCAAUGUCGUCGACUCCUUGAACAUCCUUACUCCAUUCCUUCUGACGCCAGACUCGUAUCUACUGUCGAAAUGACGGCACUGCGAUCUCCGCUCCACGUUGAACUGACCACUUCACCUGAUCUGCCCAUCGCCGAAGGUACGCUCAGAAGACUCAAACAAGCCAAUACCGACUUUGAUGCAUGGGAAAGAUAUUGGGAUAGAGUUUUGUCAGAUAAGUUCGGAAAAGGAAAAGGAGAUUUCUUCAGAGAAUCCCUUGUUAUUCAAAGACAAUACGCCGAGUUAUUCGUCAACUCACAACUCUUAAGAGGGAUUCGUGAACCUGCAGAUGUUUCUAAGAUGCCGGAUGAGAAGAGAGUUCUGGCCAUUAGAGCCAUGAGAAACGCUCAAAAGAUAUUGGAUAUUUGUCUACAUGGAGAGAAUUAUCGAAAUGGUUUGAAAUACGCGGUACAUUAUACUCAUGUUUGUGCUGCGUUUGCUGCCUCUUUCUUGAUUCGAAUUGCUCGACUUUUCCCUCAUCAGUUGAAUCUGAAGAAAACAGCUAAAGAUAUAGAAGAAUUAGCUAUGGUUUUAUCGCAAAUUCCAGCUGGAAGAUAUGCUCGGUCACUUCGAUUGAUUUUACGAAAGGCCAGACGACAAAAAGUCAUCCCUGCGCCCAGCGCCAUGCCAUCUCCUAAUAAACCAUCUUCUGGAUUACCUACGAUGACUCGCAAUAGCGGUACCAGUACUCCUGUUGGAAUGACCUCUGCUAUAACUGCAUUCUCACCUUCUCAACUGGUCAAUCCUGCAUUCUAUCCUAGUCCAGCACCCGCACCAACAUCAACUGGUACGAGUAACGGUCUCGUUCCGCCGCAAGUGAACAUGUCACCUACUUCAGCUGCAGUGUUGAUGAAUGCUACCAAUCAACUCAUGAACGAUAGUCCUUCAUCUGCUGAAUUGUUCGAAUUUGAUUCUUUGUUCGCUCAGGAAACAAUGGAAAGAGCAGGUAUAUCUUUGGGUGAAGACAACCAAUUACCAUUAUUCUUAGAUGGUCAAUCAUUAGGUUCAUCCGCCAAUCAGACUGAUAUGGCACCAUAUGUGGGAUUAGAACAAUUCUUCUUACCUCAAGAUGUGGAUAACAGAUUGACCGGUCCAGGUAAUAACGGGAAUGGAGCAUUUGAUGGGGAUGGAAUCGAUGGAUAUACGGGAGCGGAUAGUUCGUGGUGGUGA
Messenger RNA from Kwoniella shivajii, 2982 nucleotides. RefSeq lists its product as uncharacterized. The transcript is spliced from 9 exons. The record is from RefSeq and is a predicted model, not a curated record. Lineage: Eukaryota; Fungi; Basidiomycota; Tremellomycetes; Tremellales; Cryptococcaceae. Gene Ontology annotation, biological process: regulation of DNA-templated transcription; DNA-templated transcription. Gene Ontology annotation, molecular function: zinc ion binding; transcription cis-regulatory region binding; DNA-binding transcription factor activity, RNA polymerase II-specific. The coding region runs from base 1 to 2982 and encodes 993 amino acids. Gene Ontology annotation, cellular component: nucleus.